Molecule: messenger RNA, 1347 nt
Organism: Sitophilus oryzae (rice weevil)
Lineage: Eukaryota; Metazoa; Arthropoda; Insecta; Coleoptera; Curculionidae
Exons: 1
Source: RefSeq, a predicted model, not a curated record
AUGUAUAGUUUAGAAGUUCUUUUAAGUGAAAAAUUUUUGGUGUUGGGCGAUUAUAACAUGCCUGAUUUUCUUGAUGUUAAUAAUUUUAGCGCCAAAAAACAGUUGGUGACUGAGUUUCAGUCAUUUUACAAUCUGAAGCAAUGCAACUCUGUCUGUAAUUCUUUGAACCGCAUACUGGAUCUUGUUUUCUCGAAUUUUGACUGUGUAAUUGUGCGCGAUAAUAAUCCCCUUGUUGCUGAAGAUCUUUAUCAUCCAGCUCUUCACAUCACUUUUGAAGUAGAUAUUAAAUCUAAAAAAUUUGUUCAGAACCGAAAUGUAAAAAGAUAUAACUUUAGGAAGGCAAAUUAUAUUGAAUUGUAUAAUUCUAUUCUGGAAACAGAUUGGAGCUUUUUGAAUAUGUGUGAGGAUCUGGAUAUGGCUAUGGAUCUAUUUUAUCAAAAAGUUUAUAGUGUGUUUGACUUGCAUGUACCUUUAUAUAGAGACUAUAAAAGAAAAUACCCAAAGUGGUAUGGAUCGGAACUGAUAAACAACAUCAAACUAAAGUCAUAUAAUCUUAGAAAAUACAAACAAACUAAUUUAAAUAUUUAUUUGGUGGAAUAUAAGAAUUUGAGAAAAAAUAUCAAACUACAGAUAGACAUGGCAUAUAAGAAUUAUUUAAGUAACAUACAAAAUUCAAUUCAUGAUGAUCCUAACGUUUUUUGGUCAUAUAUUAACGCGAAAAAAGAUUGUACAAGAAUUCCUGGAAAAAUGACUUAUGCGGAUCAAGAACUUGAUACACCGGGUAGUAUUGUGAAUGCUUUUGCUGAUUACUUUGGCAGUGUAUACCGUACACCUAGUGUUCAAGCACUGAAUGGAAAAUAUGAGGGAAACACAAGUGGUGAUAUUUUUAGCAUGUUCUUUCUUGAUAGCAAGGAUGUUGAAAUGGCGAUAAAAAAGCUUAAGCCUAAAUUAACAUCUGGUUAUGAUAAUGUGCCAGCAUUUAUUGUUAGAGAUUGCGGCAACGUUUUUGCAAAUCCGCUUAAAACAAUUUUUAAUAUUUCCUUAAGAUUGGGAACUUUUCCUACGAUAUGGAAAACUGCUAGAGUGUGCCCUAUCUUUAAAAAUGGAGAUGUGUCUGAUGUAACGAGUUAUAGACCAGUUGCAUUGCUGUCGAGUUUUGCUAAGGUAUUUGAGAUCGCACUGCAUGGUCGGAUCUACUCAGCUACAAGGAAUCUACUCUCUCCCUAUCAACAUGGAUUUGUGGCAAAUAAAUCGACAGUUACUAACUUGGUGACGCUUUCCCAGUUUCUUUCAAAUGCUUUGGAUAAUAAUUACCAAGUUGAUGUGAUAUAUACUGAUAUAUCUAAG